AUGCGCUUCCAGUCGCCGCAGCUCGGCGCCUUGGGCGUCACGUACACGGCGAUGAGAGCUUGCCAGUUCGUGUCGCUCAUCGCCGUCAUUGGAAUGUCUGCCAACUUCAUCAGCCAUAUUGCCACGGCCGAGCGCAACCCCCCUUCAGAGCUCAUCGGCACUCUCACAGUGGCAGUCACGGCGGUCAUCUACGUGAUCAUCAGCUACAUCCUUUACUACGACAAUAUGCUUCCGCUGCUCAUUGCCGCAGUCUUUGAUGGGCUCCUCCUGAUCGCCUCCAUCGUUGUUGCCUCGCUGAUUGGCAAGCCUCUCUCGUCGCUCAACUGCGCGGCGAUCCCCGCAAAUCUCGAUGAUCAGUCCACAGCCUUUUGGUCGUCUGUCGUCUACUCCGUCCCCGCUAUAUCCAUUACGAAGACAGUGUCGUAUCCUAUAUUCGUUGGUGCUGACCAAGCAACCUGCUACGAGAUCAAGGCUGUCUGGGGUCUCUCCAUCGCUUUGUGCGUGCUGUUUGCCUUCACCUGCCUCGUCUGUGUCGGCCUGUGGAACCGCGUCCGUCGUGAGGGCGGCAGCGCCACAAACAGCAUCAAGAGCAAGGAUAUUGAGGGCUAG
Lasiosphaeria miniovina is the source of this 609-nucleotide messenger RNA. RefSeq lists its product as uncharacterized. NCBI's taxonomy places the organism in Eukaryota, Fungi, Ascomycota, Sordariomycetes, Sordariales, Lasiosphaeriaceae. Bases 1 to 609 code for a protein of 202 amino acids. The record is from RefSeq and is a predicted model, not a curated record. The transcript has 2 exons.